AUGACACGUAAGAGCGCUACCCUUGCCAGACGCCGCUCCAAACCGAGCUUGAAAGUUUCUACCGGCCAGAACGGCCAUGCCAACGGCAAGAUGAACAGUAACAUUGAAAUGCGCAAACGCGACACUCCCUCCACCGAAACUUCCACCGAACGGACUGCCAGAGUGAUGGAAAGCUCCAGCUUUUCCCUCGAUAACGAUCCUCCCAUCCCGCCAACCCCGAUCAUGACCACCACAAGCUUCCACAACCUGCCCGCGAGCGAUCGCCGAAAUUUCCUCUUGUUAUGCGUCCUAUACUUCCUGCAGGGCGUCCCCAUGGGCCUGGCCACCGGCUCUGUGCCCUUUCUGCUAAAACCAUACCUCUCCUACGGCCAGAUCGGCGUCUUUUCGCUUGCUUCGUACCCGUACUCGCUCAAAUUAUUCUGGAGUCCCAUUGUGGACGCUGUGUGGAGUCCGCGAUUUGGCCGGCGUAAGAGCUGGAUUACUCCAAUUCAGGUGAUUGCUGGUCUGGCGAUGAUCUACAUGGGCAGACACAUUGGAGCGAUGAUGGAGCAGGCGGGUGCCAAUAACGGUGCCGGCGUCUGGAAUUUCACAUACUGGUGGUUCAUGCUGGUGUUCUUCUGCGCCACUCAGGAUAUUGCAGUGGACGGAUGGGCAAUUUCCUUGAUGUCCCCUCCCAACAUCUCGUAUGCUUCGACAGCGCAGACUGUUGGCUUGACGGCCGGACAUUUCUUGUCCUACACCGUUUUCCUCGCAUUCAACUCCAAGGACUUUGCCAAUCGUUGGUUCCGGGCUCUUCCCACCGAGGAGGGCCUGAUGUCUCUCGGCGGGUAUUUGACUUUCUGGGGUUGGACAUAUCUCAUUGUUACUGUCUGUCUGGCGUUCUUCAAGAAAGAAGAGCGUACUAGGGACCGAGACAGCAUCGCGGAUGUAUACAAGAGCAUGUGGAGCGUUCUAAAGUUGAAGAACAUUCAGACCAUCAUCAUCAUCCACUUGAUCGCCAAGAUUGGCUUCCAGGCCAAUGACGGCGUUACCAGCCUGAAGCUACUUGAGAAGGGCUUUGGCCAAGACAACAUGGCUUUGGUCGUGCUGAUCGAUUUCCCCUUUGAAAUCAUGCUGGGCUACUAUGCCGGCAAGUGGUCGACCCAGUAUGGCGCCAUGCGACUUUGGGGAUGGGCUUUCGUCGGUCGAUUGGCGGCCGCCGUUAUUGCCCAGUUCACCGUGGUGAUUUACCCCAGCGGCCCAGAUGUGCCGGUCUGGUACCUGCUCACCGUGAUAUUUGAGCAUGUGAUCUCGACUUUCAUGAAUACGGUCAUGUUCGUGGCUAUCUCGGCCUUCCACGCUCGCAUUGCAGACCCCGCGAUCGGUGGAACCUACAUGACUCUUCUCGCAACCGUCUCCAACUUGGGAGGAACUUUCCCUCGCUAUUUCAUCCUCAGGCUUGUCGACUUCUUUACCGAGGCGACCUGCAUUCCUCCUGCCACACCUCCAGCCGCCGACUCACUGAAGGGCGCUCUCGUCACCACUUCCUUCUCCUGCGCCCUGGAGCCGGAGAAGAACCGCUGCAUCCAAGGUGGCGGAACCUGCGUGGUGGGCCGUGACGGCUACUACAUCACCAACAUGCUCUGCGUUCUCAUUGGCGUCGUCACAUUCACGAUGUUCAUCAAGCCAGCCGCCACCAAGCUCCAGGCCCUACCUCUACGGGCUUGGCGUCUGACACAGGGUUCACAGCGCCAGUAA
Messenger RNA from Penicillium cinerascens, 1737 nucleotides. RefSeq names its product SD08430p. The transcript has 2 exons. The record is from RefSeq and is a predicted model, not a curated record. Bases 1 to 1737 code for a protein of 578 amino acids. NCBI's taxonomy places the organism in Eukaryota, Fungi, Ascomycota, Eurotiomycetes, Eurotiales, Aspergillaceae. Gene Ontology annotation, cellular component: membrane. Gene Ontology annotation, molecular function: acetyl-CoA transmembrane transporter activity.